Pyrenophora tritici-repentis Pt-1C-BFP is the source of this 636-nucleotide messenger RNA. RefSeq names its product DUF1524 multi-domain protein. The record is from RefSeq and is a predicted model, not a curated record. Lineage: Eukaryota; Fungi; Ascomycota; Dothideomycetes; Pleosporales; Pleosporaceae.
AUGAAGACAUCAAUCUUCAUCGCCGUUGCCUCGGCCGCUCUCGUCUCGGCCGCCCCUGCACCCGUCAGCCUCGAAGCCCGCGCCCCUCCAAACAUCCCCACCAAAGCAACCGCUACCACGCUCCUCGCCGGCCUCACCGUUGCCGCUCAAGGUCCCCAAGAUGGUUACUCCCGCGAUCUUUUCCCUCACUGGAUCACCCAAUCCGGCACCUGCAACACGCGCGAGACGGUGCUAAAGCGCGACGGAACAAACGUCGUUACAAACGAUGCUUGCGCUUCUACCUCUGGAAACUGGCUUAGUCCCUACGACGGCGGUUCUUGGACUGCCGCCAGCGAUGUUGAUAUCGAUCAUAUGGUGCCGUUGAGCAAUGCUUGGAAGUCCGGUGCCGCAGCAUGGACAACAGCCCGCCGUCAAGCUUUCGCAAACGACCUCACUAACCCCCAACUGCUUGCUGUAACCGACAAUGUGAACCAGGCCAAGGGCGACAAGGGUCCUGAGGACUGGAAGCCGCCGCUAACGAGCUACUACUGCACUUACAGUAAGGCGUGGAUUAAAGUGAAGAGCGUGUAUUCUUUGACGAUUACGAGUGCGGAGAAGAGUGCGUUGACUAGUAUGUUGGCAACGUGCUCGUCGUAG